This is a messenger RNA of Xyrichtys novacula (pearly razorfish), 8002 nucleotides long. Lineage: Eukaryota; Metazoa; Chordata; Actinopteri; Labriformes; Labridae. The record is from the annotation of a GenBank genome assembly.
GGAGCAUUUGAACGCACCAUCACUACAGUUAGCCUUGUGCCGGUGGAAGUCCAUCGACUAGUCCGGUAGAGAUUCAAUAAACUUAGUGAAAAAUAUAAGAUAUGUACUAUGUCAUUGAUAUUAAACGACCCCAAACAGCUGUAUAGAACUGAAACCUGAAGUCUAGAAACUGGGUGACAGGUUUAAAACAAAAACUCGACCUCAAGGAGGUUGGACGCUAACGUUAGCUAACGAUGAGUGUAGCUUUGGAGCUAAUCUGAGCUCACAGCAGGAUCAGGAUCUUUGGGUUUAACGCUAAUAGGGGGUCAAAUGGCCGCGAACCGGAGCACCAGAUCCUCACAGUCUGGACUGCUGUAAAGGUGAGUGUUCACCUCAAACCAGACACACAAGGUCCUUUUUCAAAGCUAACUGUUAGCCCGCGGUGUGUGGAGAAACGACCCGUCUGUAAGGUCUGUGAAUGCAUCACCUGUUCAGGUAAAGAGGUUCAAUUCAGACAAAUUCAACUUUAAUAUCAUAAAAUAAGAGUGAUAAUUGUUUUUAAAACUGUCAAAGAUGAUAGCAGUCUGACAGCUGAAUCUGAAACCUUUUGUAAAUACAGUUAAUUAUGUCCUUCAGGGGUGAACAGAAGAUUUAUUUACAGGUUUGUUUUAGUUAUUUACACAUUUUACAAGCAAAGACAAACAAGUAAAGGUAAGCACAAUGAGUUAAGCUGACUAAAGAGAAGAAUCAAAGAUGCUAUAAAGUUAAAUCAAAUCAGAUCUUGAUGAUAUUAAAAGCAAAACGUACCCUUUUAAUCUUGCUUUUAACUUAUUUUAUAUCAUUAACUUUAAGUGUUUUAGCAUUUAUCUCUUCUAGUUUUAAUGACAGGAUCGUCUUUUAUUGAGUUAUUUUGGUGUUCUUGUUUUAGUAUCUUUUACUGUUGUUUUUAUUUCAUUUCAUUUAUUAUUUCUUAAAUUUUAUUUUAUUGUGCUUUUGGUGAAACAAACUUCCAGAGGGUCUGAGACAAGCUACAAAUAUAAAAAUCUUUAACCUAAAAACUCAUCUGUUUAGCCUGGCUUUUAUGUAAAGCUUCAUUAUUUUAAUUACUAUUAUAAUUUAUUUAUUUUUUAGCAUCACUUUUUACCUUAUUUAAUUAAUAAAUUCAAGUUUAUAUUUAUUGUCUGUUUUCGUCUAUUUUAAUAACUUUUAUUUUUCUUGUCCUGAUGUAAAACACUUUGAGCUGCGAUUUCAUUUAUGAACAGUGCUAUAUAAAUAAACUUUGAUUGAUUGAUUAAUUAAAGUUUAAUUUUAUGUCACUUUGUUCUUAGAUUUUAACCUAAACCUCCAGUGUUUCUUUAUCUUGAGUUUCAAAAUAGCAUUUCCUCAGUGUGCACAUUCCUGUUUCCACUAAGUCAAGCCCUUUUAAGUUUAUGCAAUUUAAAACUGUUUCUGUUGCGUUUAGAUCGUGGGGUGGAAAUGAGGGGUUGGGUUAGGGUAGACUUGGGUAUUCUUUGUUUGUUUUUUUCUUGGGUUGGGGUAGAUUUGGGUAUUCUUUGUUUUUCUUCCUGAGUUGGGGUAGACUUGGGUAUUCUUUGUUUUAUUCCUGGGUUGGGGUAGAUUUGGGUAUUCAUUGUUUGUAUAUUCCUGGGUUGGGGGAGAUUUGUGUAUUCUUUGUUUUUUUUAUUUUUGGGUUUGGGUAGAUUUGGGUAUUUUUUGUUUGUUUUAUUCCUGGGUUGGGGUAGAUUUGUGUACUCUUUGUUUCUUUUAUACCUUUUCAGUGUAAAGCACUUUGUUCUACAUGGUUGUGUAUGAAAAGUGCUAUAUAAAUAAAGACUGAUUGUUUGAAAUUUAUUUAGAUGAGAAACUAUUCUUAAAUCCAGUCUUAUAUAGAUUUUGUAUUAGUAAGUACAAAUGUGUCCUAUAAUUGGGCUCUCAAUGAGUAUCUUUCUCUGUUUCCAGGAUGCUCCAGGGUCCGUACAGCAGCCUGGACCGGGACCGGCCCCUCAUCCGGCUCCAGUUUACCAGCUUUGCCGUGGGGACGGUCCUGCUCCCUCUGACCGGACUCAUCGCCUGCCUCUUCAUCUCGCUGGUGUACCACUCUGAGGACUCCACGUUCACACACUGUCGAGUAUGUAAAACUGUUCCAGACAACUGAACUUACGCCAAGGUGCAGUUUGGAUUUUACUCACACUGACUUUACGUACAUUCACAUACACAUACAUUCACAUACAACAUUAGACAGGUGCAUGGUCAGUAAAUUAUCAGUAAACUGACAUAUUGUUCCAGCAUUUUGCUCCCUCAUGUGGCCUUCGUAAGUAAUAAAACACUUUAUUCAGCUGAAAUUUGGCAAAAACAAGAUGAGGUUCUUCUAUAAAAAAUAAGUUCUUAUUUAAUGUGGUAUUUUGCAUUUGAGUGGGUCAGAAUACCAUCCAUACCAGCUCCUUACCUCAUAAUAAUCCGAGGCUGGAAAUACGCCACGUUGUGGGAAUUAAAGCUGAUUUUUGAGCCUCAGGACUGACCUUGAUGCUCCAUCUCACUUUAUUUGUGAUCACGAAGGAACGAGGAUGAUCAUGGCCUGAUGAACCACUCUUGACCUGAUGAAUUUCUGGCAUGUUAAAUUUUGGUCAUUGAACAGUGUGUUGUCAGAAUCAGAAUCAGCUUUAUUGGCCAAGUAUGUGUACACCUACAAGGAGUUUGACUCCGGUGAACUUUUCCCUCUUUGCACUCUAACAGUAGUGCUUUCAAAUAUUUAUGCACAAAUUUUACAUUUACAUAUACAUACAUGAUCUCCAUGGCGCCAUUAUGUCUAGGACGCACUUUCAGAAUAAAUGCCUGAAGCGCCGCUUAAGGCAGUCUGAAAACUCUAACUUGAUAAGCACUCAGUGAAAUGAAGAGUAUGAAUGAGCCCCGCCGUCAGGAGGACAUGGAGCUCAUAUCAUGUUGAUGUACAUGAAGUGCAUUUGUUCUGGUGGCAGACAGUCACUGUGGGAUAACGUGAAAAGAAACAAUGUGUGGAGGUUGAUUUUAGCUUUUCAAAUAUCGACUCUGAUUAUCGUUCACACGUAAAAUCAGCUGUGGGAUCAAAUGUAAUCCAACACAUCAAUAAACACUUCUUAAGUUUGACUUUUGAGAACUGUCUUCAUUUGGAGUCAGUGUUAUUUUCUGUUUGGGGGAAUUUUUAAAGGAAACUUUAUCGAUACGUCCAGUUUGAACUUUGUGUUUUUCUCUUUCAGGAGUUUACCUGGAUUACCUCGGCUACCUCAGAUUGUUAGAUUAUUUAAGAAGAAAAACUUCCAUCACGACAGAGUAAUAAAAUAAAUCUGUUUUUCUUCCCCAGGUGUCAAACUACCUCCCGUCCAUCAGUGCCGCCAUCAGCCUGGUGCCGGAGCGCUACAUCUGGCGCUGCUGCAUCGGCCUGCACUCGGCGCCGCGCUACUUGGUGGCCGCUGCCUACUUCCGCUUCUACCGCGGCCGCUUUGAGAGGCUGCUGGAGCUGCUGCUAAGCGUUCUCGCUCUCCUCUGCAGCCUCGCCGAGAACACCGGCCUGCUGCUGCUCACCUACGUGUCAUCCACGGAAACCUACAGUGAGUAACAACCGCCGCCAGAGACAAGCUGACACAAGUCUAAUUUGUUGUUUUUCUGGAACGUAUGACACACAUUUUUAUUCGUUAUAAUUAAAGAUAUAAAAAAAUCACAUAAUCAUAACACAAUGACCCGACAAACUUCACAGGAACAGAAAGAGUCAAAUAACUGUUGAUUCAUCAUCUCAGUUUUCAAACUUGACUGACUUUAAAAUGAAGAGCUGUAUUUCAAAAAGAAGAAAGUGAUCAAACUGCGUCUUUGUGUUUCUGCAGGUAUUCAUAAAAACGCUUUCAUCGUGUUCAUCGGCAGCUCACUGCUGCACAUGCUCAUUACCUGCAGACUGUGGCAGGUGAUCAGGAGACACUAUGUGAACCCAGAGGUGAGCAAAGAGCUGUCUGAAAUAUAGGUUAAAGUUUAAGGUCAUUGUGUGUGUCGACCUGCAGGGGGUGCUGCAGGGUCACAAAUCUGUCAACACAAAGUGAGUCAUUGGAUCCAGACUUACCGUGAGACACAGGGACGGGGUUUAGGAGGGGCUGCUGGUCCCUGAAGGAUGUUAGCGAGGGAUGUAUUGGACAAUUCAAUCCAUAUGUGCACUCUGUAAAUCAGGAGAUGUGAAAUUUGACUCGGAAUGGUCGACUUCCUGUUGGGACUAGAGGACAGAUCCAAGAUGAUUUUUGUAGGUCGUAGGGGGAGAGCAGAACCUCAAAUCUGCAAUCAUUCAGGCGAAAAGCUGGAAAACCAUCUGUAGUUCAUGUCUGAGCUCAUUUUGUGGGAAACACUGUAUUCAAACUGCGCAUGUCUGCCUCAGGAAGUGACGUCAUACCGCUGGAAGCUGCGUCUCUUUCUUUUCAACAUCAGCUGUUGCGCGGCUGCUGCCUACUUCUUCAGACGCCACAAUAAGUACUGCGAGGCUGGAGGUGAGUGUUGGCGUCCCAUCGAUGGUUCACAGGAUCCUGAUGGUCCUCAGGUGUCCUCAGGUGUUCACUUCUGUCUGUCCUCUCCUCUCUGCAGUCUACACCCUGUUCGCCCUCUGUGAGUACCUGGUCGUCUUCUCCAACAUGGCCUUCCACAUGACCGCCUUCUGGGACUUUGGGAGCAAAGAGGUCAUUGUGGCCACGCCCCCUGAGGGAAAGAGAUACUAACCUGUGGACUUUUGAAAGACAGGUGAAAAGAAACGCACCAACAGGACGCCUGGACUUUUAUAUCGAACAGGAUGUGAAGACAUGAAGGCGUCAUGUCCGUAAUGUUAGAACUGAUACUGAUGCCUUUAAUCCUCACUGCAGGUGAGACGACACUCUGAUCAUUCCAAACACACCUGUGUGCUUCUGACUGUUAACAAGGUGGUACAGUUGGCGGAGAAUGAGCUCGUCCUGCAGCAGUGAAACAGGCUGUAAAAUAAUCUUUCUCUGUCCAUGAAACGUCUACGUUUUUGUUAGAGACGUGAAUUUUUUUCGUCGAAUGGUAGGGGAAGGUCCCGCCUCCUCCGAUGGUUAUUCCUUAUGGUUGUGAAACGUCAUCACACGCUUAAGCCGAGCGCGGGCUGUCGGCAUUGUACAUCGAACAGAACAUUACAGAACAUUAUCGCAAUUCUUAAUCUGCUAACCGUAACCCGAUAGACGGUGAUGUUUCACAGCCAUAAGGAACAAUCAAUCGGAGCCCGGCACUUCUAGCCAAUCAGAGGUGUAGGAGGCGGGACCUUCCCAUACCAUCCUAUGAAAAAAAAUAAUGUGUCAGAGACAGGCUCAGACUGUUGAUCAAAGUGUCUUAUAACAAACCAGAGAGGACCCCGACUGAGAGACCUUUUUGACCCUCUCUAGACCUUUUCCUGAGUGGAGACACUUAGAAAGUUUGAGCCAUUUCGAUCCAGAAAUGUUGAGCAUAGAGCUAGUUCAGACCGGCCUUAGUCCAGCUCAGCCUGCUGUGCUUCAGUUGAUCUUGACACAAGCCCAUAUCAGCUAACAACUGAGCCAGUUACCUUCUACACAUCCUGCUUUAGCCUGCCUACUUUUCCUGCUUCCUCUGCAACCCUCGUCCACCUUCUUAUGCCGAGUCUAAUUUGACCAGGGUCAUGUAUAUCAUCAGUGUAGCCUGCUUACUUUUGAACCCCACACUAGGAAGUUCAAGAAGCCCACAAAUCAGAGCAGAGACACAACUUAAGGGAAAAAAAUUAUCAGAGAAAAAGAGCCGACUUCUCUAUACUUCAACUGUUCGACAAAUUCCUGCCCAGUCCAAUCAGCAGCUUGAAGGUAUUUACUCCAAAAAAAGAAGUGAAAUUCAGGCCUCCAGAUGUGUCUAUGAGAUAAACACCAACCCCCCCAGAAGAGCACCUGUCAGAUCUGUUUGCGGUGAGUUUCAGUUUCAGCGUUGAUAGGGCUCUACUCUGGCUCACCUUGACGUAUGACCUGGAAAAGAAGCAGUCAUUCCUGUGGUUAAAAUGCAGUAAAUUAAGCUUAAAUCUGCCCAAUUAACACAACUAUGAAAAGUUUUAAUUGACUGUAAAUAGUAAGUAACACAAAAGCUUCACUCUUUAGAGGUAUAAACCUGAUAAAACCUGCUUUAGUUUCCUCCUGCUUUUGCUCUCCAUACAGACUGUAAAUCCUGCUGAUUCCUGAUUGGUCAGUACUUCUAAGACUUCAAGCUAGUUAGACUUCAGGCGAGUGUUGAUACAGAGUGAGAAAAGGGUCUCGUAUGUCACGUACUUUUGACCCCCUUCUUGAGAACGUCUCUGCUGGUUUCUGUCACUUGUGAGCUGUGAGCGCUGCACAAGUCGUUUCCUCUUGUCAGCAUGGUGUGAUGGUUACUCAUCAGCUAAACUGGAUUCACAUGUUUGCUGUGACAUCCUGACAGCAAACACUCAGGCAGAUGAGCAGAGCUUUUGUUCAGGUCAGAAAACAUCUGACUGCUGCUCUGUGGAGCUGAGAGAUCGAUCUUCGAUGAAUGAGGCCACUAACCCCGAAACAGCAGACUGACAAAAGCGAGAAUAUUCAGUAAACAACAAAAACUUUUUAAACUCUUUUUUUAGUCCAAAGAUCACAUAAAAAUACAUGUUUAUUCAGUCCUGCUCUAAAGUUGUAUAGUUUUUUUAAAGGAGAUUAAAUUUGGUUUACUCAUACAGCCGACAGGUGUACUGUGAAUCCUCAAAUCAAGAUCAAAUCCAGGAUCAUGAACUUUACUAGUGAAUAAAAACCAGCUCUGUGAUGCUAAUGGUAAGCCUUUCCACUCUCUGCUGCACAGAGCUGCACUGUGCACGCUAAUCCUGACAGAUAAAUUCAGUCCACAAACUCCAGUCCCUGGAGUGAGAGAGCAUUAGACUUAGCUCACAGGGAGGUAAACAACAACAACAGCACACUCUAGGCUCAUGGUCUCCAAACAGUCAAAGAUUGUCCCGAGGGAUGCGCCGGGGGAAAGUGUAUAUUUCUGUAAUCCAAAGGUUUAUCCUGUACGGUGGCCUUUGUAGGACAUUCUAGUCAUUUUAUCAGCCUUGUCGGAAACACUUAACUCAAAGCACAGUGAGGAUGAGUCCGUUUACAAGCUCGUAUCAGGUGGUUCACAUCCUUAUAAUGUGGAUAUCUACCAUGCCCAAAUUCUAAUGUUAGCAUGUUAAUGGUUAACGUGUUAGCAUUCUGCCAUCUUGUUUUUAACAAUGAUGUAAUCACACUCAUCAUGAUCCAGUCUGAGGAUUGUACAUGUGUGUUUAAUGUCUGGUGCUGUUAAAACACUCGAUUAUAAUAAACAAAAACAUUUUACACAUUUUUUUCAUUCUGUCAGUUUUGUGUCAUGGGUGAGCGUGGCUAAUUUUUUAAAAGCACUGAAAAAAACAGGAAAAGAUCUUGAAAGGGUCUCUUUCAUUGUUUGUCAUUUUCGCUCUGUGCUCUUAUUGGUCAAUGUCACUGAUGUUUGGAGUGAAUUGUUGGAGGCAAAGAGAAAAGUCAAACCUGAAGACGUUUCUCUGAAUGUCGUUCACUAUAACCAAGCCUAAAUAAUAAUUUUUUUAGAGCCGACUGUUGGACCAAACUGUAACCACACUUGAAUGUUGUAGUGUGACCCUGGCAUGAAAACACACCUAUCUACAUGAAAGUUCUACUCUGAGUCUUAGAGCUGCUGAUGUGUCUGUGUCCAGACUUCCUGGGUCAGAUUUAGGGCCCAAAACACAGAGACUUACCUAAAUUUGUCAUUUUCAAUAGACAAAAAUGGCUUUAUAACAUGGCAACAGAAGAGGAGACUUCUGGGAUGGCAUGUCUCAGAGCAUUGGGUUCCGGAAUGUUGGGUUUCAGAAUGUUGGGUUCCAGAAUGGUGGGUUACGGAAUGGUGGGUUCUAGAAGGAUGUGUUUUGGAAUGUUUAGUUCCAGAAUGGUGGGUUCCAGGAUGUUGGGUUCUAGAAUGUUGUGUUUUGGAAUGUCGGGUUCCUGAAUGGUGGGUUCCAGAAUGUUGGAUUCUAGAA